Molecule: messenger RNA, 822 nt
Organism: Thlaspi arvense
Lineage: Eukaryota; Viridiplantae; Streptophyta; Magnoliopsida; Brassicales; Brassicaceae
Source: the annotation of a GenBank genome assembly
AUGGCGUUUCUUCUCCCGAAUCUCUCUCCUUCUUUCCCUCUUCAAACCGGAAAAUCCCUGAAAGAGAAACCCAUUUGCAAUCAACCUCUUUCGAUAUCGUCGUCGUCGUCGACUUCUCAUUCCAACAGCUUCGAAUUUGAAGAAGAUAGCCUCUCUCUGCACACUCUUCCGGUCCAGGCUCCUCCGGUUCGAGGUGCGCAGGUUAAGACCAGGCCGAGUGCGCAGGAUAAGCACCAGAAUGGCAAAGAUGAGUUCUACAUCAAUCUCGGUUUAGCUGUGCGUACGCUUCGCGAAGAUUUGCCUUUGCUCUUCACCAGAGAUCUCAAUUACGAUAUUUACAGGGACGAUAUAACAUUGGUGGAUCCAGUGAACACCUUCUCUGGGAUCGAGAACUACAAAUUGAUCUUCUGGGCACUCAGAUUUCAUGGGAAGAUUCUGUUCAGAGACAUCUCACUCGAGAUCUUCAGGGUGUGGCAACCAUCAGAGAACAUGAUUCUCAUCAGGUGGAAUCUUAAAGGUGUACCUAGAGUUCCAUGGGAGGCGAAAGGGGAGUUCCAGGGAACUUCUCGCUAUAAACUCGACCGCAACGGCAAAAUCUACGAGCACAAAGUCGAUAACUUGGCUUUCAACUUCCCUCACCAGCUUAAACCUGCCACUUCUGUUCUUGAUUUGGUCACUGCAAGCCCCAACCCAACUUUCAUGUUUGGCUAUGCGGGUUCAUACUCGUCUUCUUGGAUUGAAUUCUAUCAAGCGGUGCGAAGGACGUUGGACAAGCAACAAGAGCAAACCCUUGUGCAAGACCGUUUUGUGAUAUGUUCAUAG